Molecule: messenger RNA, 474 nt
Organism: Phytophthora nicotianae INRA-310
Lineage: Eukaryota; Oomycota; Peronosporomycetes; Peronosporales; Peronosporaceae
Exons: 1
Coding region: 1-474 (157 amino acids)
Source: RefSeq, a predicted model, not a curated record
AUGCAGAAGACUGUAGACAAGUAUUUUAGCACUUUGAGCAGCAAGUCUAAGGACUCGAAGCGCAAGCUAAUUUAUACCUGGAUAGAAAACCACGAAACCCUGAAGCUGUUAUAUGAAGACCCCAAAACCGCAGACCUUAAGUACUUAAGACCCGUUGGUGUGGCUACCAUUCUGUCUGCCGAGGCCGAACAGGAGCUCGUGGGCUGGGUGAACAUGCUACGAAAAGAUGGCGUGCCUGUGAGUGGGCCUAUGCUAGAGAUGCAAGCACUUGAAAUCGCCGCGGAACAUGAUGUUCUAGGGUUUAAAGCUUCGUGGCACUGGCGGAAGGGGUUCUUGCGUCGCCAUCAACUCAGUUUACGAGCUCGAACACGUCAAGGAAAGAGGGCAUGCUUAGUGGGUGAUAAAGAUAAAGAUCUAUCAUCCGACGACGACCUGGCUGACGACAGCGAAAGCGACGGAGAAGACAAUGAAUGA